AUGGGCUGCGUAUCCACCCACCUUGUGGGGGGCCUCGACACGUCCGACUUGGAUGCUGCUCUGCAAGACGACGAAUUCGUGAGGAAACUCAUUUUAUCUUCGCGGUUGCUAUCGGAGAAGUCGCGGCAGAACCUGUCACUCUUGGUGCAGUCAGCACAAGGUCGACCACAGGAAAGCUCAGACCUAAAUCUGUGUCCCCUGUUGAAACGCAACGACCUGAAGAGGUUUCUGACGCUCACGGAAGCUGAUAUCUCCCUUCAUAAAAGCCUUGUACCAGACUAUCAACGCUGGAGUAUAAACCCGGCGACCUUCUUUGAGUCCCUUGAUAUGAGGAGGGACGGUGGGCUGGUAGCAUACUUGGCUAGGCAACGUCGCAAUGCCUCCCUAUUGGAAUCAGGACUUCCUAUUGAUCGCGUCAGGUUGAGGAUUUAUAUGCUGUUCUACGCCGAAACCCACGGAUUCUACCGCAACCGUGAUAUGCUCGAAGAGAUAACAUACAGCAAGGAGUAUGGUGGCCAGAAGUAUAGGCGCUUGGCAUCUAUAUUGGGAAAAGGGUGCAUAUUUCUGCUCCCUCCUGCCAUUCCCGACUCUGUGUGGGAGACUCGGCUGCCACUGAAGGGCGGAUAUCUCGAACAAGCAGCUGCGCUGUUGAAACGAUUCAACAUCGUGGAGAAAGCAGCCCAGAUUGACGCAGAUAGAAGCGGCGACAUCGCUGGAUUGAGAGAGCUUUGGCGGUUGGGUCUAGCUUCUAUCGAUGUAAUGGAUCCAUAUGGUCUCGGUUUGCUCUAUUAUGCUGCAUAUUAUUGUUGGCGGAGCUGUGGUACAGUAACUGCUAUGGCGACAUGCAAAGCACUUUUGGAGGCUGGUGCCAAUUAUGAAUGGGUAGAUGAGAUAGGAAAUACUCCCAUGGAGACAAUGAUCGACGCAUUGUUGGCAGAGUCAGCAAUGCGUGGUCAACAUUUCUACUCUGCUCUUAGAGAGGUCGGACAAUUAUUCGGAAAGGCUUUUGUCGAUCUUUGGAGAGAGUACAGAGACACACGAGGCUUUACGGAACUGCAUGAGGUAUUACUCGGGAUCAAUUACGACCGUGGAAAUCUGGACGACUAUCUUAACUAUGCAGCUGCUGAGGGGACAAUUUUAGACCUGCUUGAUGCUACAGACUCUUUCGGCAGAAGUGCACUCUCUUGGGCUAUCGAACACGGCUGGACGGAUGCAGCAGCAACUCUGAUCAGGUUCGGCGCCAAUGUCAACCAACGGAUGCGGUCUGGAUUACCUAUGUUACAUCUCGCGCUAGCUGGGCCGGCCUCCGGACAACUGGAUACGGCAUUCUUGGACAUUGUCAAGGUGCUGCUUUUGGCAGGGGCUGAUGCCAACGCCAUUGAUCAUGAGGGUUGGACGCCGUUACAUGUAGCUGCAUCCUGGAAUUCCUAUGCUGCCGUUAGCACUCUUAUAGAGCACGCCGGCCAGGACUUGAAUUGGAACGCAGCCACUAGUGAUGGCAAAUCUGCUGCUCAGCUAGCUGCCGAUAGCGGAGGAGAUGCGGCAUUCAUCGAGCUUCUAGCUAGUCACGAGCAACAUGGCCCGUACGGGAGCGUCAUGGCAAUCUCUACUUUCUUUUAG
Phialemonium atrogriseum is the source of this 1620-nucleotide messenger RNA. RefSeq names its product ankyrin repeat-containing domain protein. Gene Ontology annotation, cellular component: nucleus; cytoplasm. Gene Ontology annotation, molecular function: protein binding. The record is from RefSeq and is a predicted model, not a curated record. The coding region runs from base 1 to 1620 and encodes 539 amino acids. The transcript has 6 exons. NCBI's taxonomy places the organism in Eukaryota, Fungi, Ascomycota, Sordariomycetes, Cephalothecales, Cephalothecaceae.